Messenger RNA from Cydia splendana, 1946 nucleotides. RefSeq lists its product as uncharacterized. The record is from RefSeq and is a predicted model, not a curated record. The transcript is spliced from 3 exons. Lineage: Eukaryota; Metazoa; Arthropoda; Insecta; Lepidoptera; Tortricidae. The coding region runs from base 97 to 1251 and encodes 384 amino acids.
ACCGUAGCUAACUUGUGUAAUGUAACGUUUGAUGCUCUGAUAAUUGUUGUGAAUAAUUUGUUUAGAAUCCUAAGUUAAUGACACUGUGUAAUAAAAAUGAGUGCCAGGAGUAGAAGACUCGUUAGAAUGGCCACGAAAGACAAGGAUGGAAACCAUAAACACGAGCAGGAGUACGAACAACGCCAGGCUUCAGAUCUCGACGAGUCACAAGAACGUAUAGCUGAUCAGAUGCAGCAGAUAUUUAAUGAUAAUAUUUUUCUCGAUGAUAGCACGCCAGAGUCGGAGCAAGAGCUACCACGGACUAAAAUAACAUUGCCUGCAAGGCGAAUCUCGGAAACGACAUCAGAGUCAGAGUCGUCAUUAUUCGGCGGCGACUUUUCUGAUAACGAUCCUACGUACCAUCCAGACGAAGAGGACCAGCAGCGGUCUCCUGGCAACCACAGCGAUGAUGAUGGUGGUUUAAUUACGUUGCAGGACUUAUUAGGCCCCAAUGCUAAGGAAAACAUUGAAUCUUUUACUAUAUCACCAGAGCCAGACACCAUUCACCAAUAUGAAGAGAUAAAUAAUGACACAGUCUCUGACAUUGCUACUCUAAUAUUAUCAGAUGUGUUAGAGUUGGUUUGGGCAGAAGUGAAAACAUUAAGCCGUUGGCGAACUGCCGAUCCGAGCAAUUGGAAAAAAAAUGUCGCAAAAAAGAGACGUGCGGAAGGGUUGUCGUAUACAACUAAUAACCAAAUAAGAGCCCCCAAAGUCCCUAAGACAGUUGAUUGUACAAAAUGCUUAUUCAAAUGUACAGAUACAUUCACCGAACAAGACCGAGCGAAAAUUUGUAGAACCUACUGGCAUUUGGACUUUGUAAGCAAAAAAAACUUUAUACUGGCUCGUAUUACAGUCCAGCCACCAAAGAAAAUCCUGGUAGAGAGAAAACGACCAGCUAGACCUUACACUACAAAGUGUUAUUUUGAUUUAGGCACAGAGAAGCGACAAGUUUGUCAGAAAUUCUUUUGCUCUGCUUUAGGCAUCUCACGUGCAACACUCAGUGCGCUGUUAAAAACCGAGAUGAACUUGGAUUUUACUCCGGUGCUGAUGGACGAGGACAUCAUGUUCCGCCAAAUAAAACUCCCCCAGAAAAGGUGCAAGAAGUACUUGACCACAUUUCUUCCUUUCCUACAAUGGAGGGACAUUAUAUUCGUAAAAAAUCUAAACGUAAAUAUUUGGAAAGCACACUUUCAAUUGGAAAAACAUUUUUAAGAAUGCUAGAUCGAAAGGAGUGUACAAUGUUGGCAAAAAAAAGGUAAAAAAAGAUCCUUAUAAUGUUAAAGAAUUUAAAUACAACGAGUUUUACGACCUAAAACGUCUAGCUGAAGCUAUAUUGAAAAAUAAAAGCAAGGACUGCAAUGGGAAUAAAGUCCUCUGGCUAAAGAUCAAAAAAAUGAAAUACGUCAAAGGCGACUCAAAAAUAUACUUCAACUACGACUCAUCUGAAGAUUAUUUGAACUUUGAUACCAAGGCGACGGCGACCCCCCAAUCUGGCUCUCGGUACAGGACAAGGAACCAAAACAAGUCGAAUCCUGGCUCUGUGGAACCACCUCCGACUCCUGAAGCAUUUCUUAGUCACGGUUUAAAAAAAAUGUACGAUAAACCCUUGACGAUCUCUGCAGCAAAGAAAAAGGAUUUACUCAGUCUUUGCGAUAAAGGCGUCAUUCCUGAAGAGUAUCAUGGUUGGUUUCGCUCGCUUAACUGUGACAAUGAUGUUAUUGACCGAGUUCCGGAUGUUGCAGCAUCAGAAUCCAGCAGUGAUGAAGACGAUUGUUAACUUUCUAGCAUUUUUGAUGAAUAAAUAACCAUAAUACGUUGAUAAAAUUUCAGUUUUUUCAUUUCAAAUACCAACAAAUUGUAACUAAGUGCUAACAACUACUUUCUUUAGUGAAAACACUGAAAUCAGU